This is a messenger RNA of Scomber scombrus (Atlantic mackerel), 3508 nucleotides long. It is a transcript of the gene fynb, whose product is annotated as FYN proto-oncogene, Src family tyrosine kinase b. The transcript has 14 exons. Gene Ontology annotation, biological process: cell differentiation; cell surface receptor protein tyrosine kinase signaling pathway; protein phosphorylation. The record is from RefSeq and is a predicted model, not a curated record. NCBI's taxonomy places the organism in Eukaryota, Metazoa, Chordata, Actinopteri, Scombriformes, Scombridae. Gene Ontology annotation, cellular component: extrinsic component of cytoplasmic side of plasma membrane. Gene Ontology annotation, molecular function: signaling receptor binding; ATP binding; non-membrane spanning protein tyrosine kinase activity. The coding region runs from base 213 to 1985 and encodes 590 amino acids.
CGCAGCGGCUCGGACGAGCAGCAGCAGGGCGACAGCAGGGCCGCCACACAUCGCUAGUCUCUACCACACUUUAUCAUUUCAUCAUUACGGUUAUGGAAUAUAGUGCUGCGGAUUAUUAGACGACUUUGAACAGGGCCUCUGUUUUGGCGGCGCACAAAGCAAUGUGGAGGAAAUAAAGAUCCUGAUACGCUGAAAACCAGAGAUUAUAGAUAAUGGGCUGUGUGCAAUGCAAGGAUAAGGAAGCAACCAAACUCACAGACGACAGAGACACCAGCAUCUCCCAGGGAGCGGGCUACCGCUAUGGGGCCGACCCCACGCCGCAGCACUACCCCAACUUCGGGGUCACCGCCAUCCCGAACUACAACAACUUCCACGCCCCGCCCGUCGGACAGGGGAUGACCGUCUUCGGAGGGGUCAACACUUCCUCUCACACUGGAACCCUAAGGACACGUGGUGGGACAGGAGUCACCCUCUUUGUGGCACUUUAUGACUAUGAGGCGCGGACAGAAGACGACCUCAGCUUCAGGAAAGGAGAAAGGUUCCAGAUUAUCAACAGCACUGAAGGGGACUGGUGGGAUGCUCGUUCGCUCACCACCGGUGGCAGCGGCUACAUUCCCAGUAAUUACGUGGCUCCGGUGGACUCCAUCCAGGCUGAGGACUGGUACUUUGGUAAACUGGGCCGUAAGGAUGCAGAGAGGCAGCUGCUGUCCACUGGCAACCCUCGGGGCACUUACCUCAUCCGGGAGAGUGAAACCACAAAGGGUGCCUUCUCCUUGUCCAUAAGGGACUGGGACGAUGUGAAAGGCGAUCACGUCAAACAUUAUAAGAUCCGCAAGCUGGAUAGUGGGGGCUACUACAUCACCACCAGAGCUCAGUUUGACACACUGCAGCAGCUGGUUCAGCACUACUCAGACCGAGCCGCGGGGCUCUGCUGUCGCUUAGUGGUUCCUUGCCACAAAGGGAUGCCCCGCCUCGCAGACUUGUCUGUCAAAACCAAAGACGUGUGGGAGAUCCCGCGGGAGUCGCUGCAGCUCAUCAAGCGUCUUGGGAACGGGCAGUUUGGGGAGGUCUGGAUGGAGAGUGCGGAUGGUUUGUGCUUUCAUUUAACGGGCGUGUGUGUGAACUACAUCCCUGACACUAUGGGCUUGAGUCAUGAUGCGUGGGAGAUCAGCAGAGACGCACUUGAGUUGGAAUUAAAGCUUGGGACGGGAUGUUUUGCUGAUGUGUUUUACGGAACGUGGAACGGCACCACUAAGGUGGCGGUAAAGACUCUGAAGCCUGGCACCAUGUCCCCUGAGUCCUUCCUGGAGGAGGCUCAGAUCAUGAAGAAACUCCGCCAUGACAAGCUGGUGCAGCUCUACGCCGUGGUGUCUGAGGAGCCCAUUUACAUCGUCACAGAGUACAUGGGCCAAGGAAGCCUGCUGGACUUCUUGAAGGAUGGAGAAGGUCGGGGGCUGAAGCUGCCUAACCUGGUGGACAUGGCUGCACAGGUAGCGGCAGGCAUGGCCUACAUCGAGAGGAUGAACUACAUCCACAGAGACCUGCGCUCAGCCAACAUCCUGGUCGGAGACAACAUGGUGUGUAAGAUCGCCGACUUCGGCCUGGCCAGGCUCAUCGAAGACAACGAAUACACAGCUCGGCAAGGCGCAAAGUUCCCCAUCAAGUGGACCGCCCCGGAGGCUGCGCUGUACGGGAAGUUCACCAUCAAGUCGGACGUGUGGUCGUUUGGCAUCCUGCUCACGGAGCUGGUCACCAAGGGUCGGGUGCCUUACCCAGGCAUGAACAACCGCGAGGUGCUGGAGCAGGUGGAGCGAGGCUACAGGAUGCCGUGCCCCCAGGACUGCCCCAUCUCCACGCACGAGCUCAUGCUGCAGUGCUGGAAGAAAGACGCAGAGGAGCGGCCCACGUUCGAGUACCUGCAGGCCUUCUUGGAGGACUACUUCACAGCCACCGAGCCUCAGUACCAGCCUGGGGACAACCUCUAAACUACCCCCCCCCCCUUCCCUCCUUCCAGACCCUCCCCUCUCUGUGAGGGCGGGGGUCGGCUUGGCUGGUACGGGACUGGCCGAAACAGUGCUGUUGAAAAAGAAAUUAAAAAAGAAAAACUCUGGAGCCUUCCCAGCCAGGUUUUUAUUUUAGGGAUGUGUACAGCUUCCUCGGCUCAACCUGAGCAUUUCAAUUCCACCAACCAACCAACCAAUUCCCCCCCCCCCCCGCCUCCCAAAAAAACAUGGCCCUCAGUCUCCAGCACGCCCCCUGGUGUCUGAACUUUGCAAAUGCAACAAUUGGGGAAGUUUAUACGGAGGGAGGAGGACUGGAGGGAGUCAAUGCAAUGAAAUGCCUGUAUUCAAUGUAAAUAAGAAAGGCUUGUUUUAGUUUGUUUGUUUGCUUCUGUUUCAGAUUUUAUUUUCUCCUGCACAAAAAUAAUAAUAAUAAUGAUAAAGACGACAGAGGCGAAAGGAAGAGAACCAUUUCACAGACGGGCACCUGACGUGUACGUUUGAUUUUUCUAGAAAUCCGAUUGGAAGCCUCAGUAUAUAUUUUUUUUUUUCCAUUUUCCAUCUUGUAUAAAAAAAAUCACCCCCAACCUGAUUGCUUUAUUCUUGACUCCUCAGUUGAUAGUAUUGCAGAGGCUUCUUCAGACGUGCAUGACACAGUCCUCCAUCAUCAGCCUCCUGUUCUUUUUCUCAGAGCGCUAGCUGUUAGCCCGCGACAUUCUUUUACAAACGAUAUACGUCACAUUUUGUAAAUUACAGUCGAGCGCGAACGGAUUUUGAACAUAUCCCUCCUCGCUUUAAAGAUUUUCAGAAAAAUGUGGGUGGAAAUGUUUCUGUCUUUCUACCGAGAGAGUUUUGUUUUGUUUUUGUUUUGCCGGAACAAAGACGGGAGGAGUUAAUUUAAGAAGAGAGUAUGUAUGUUUUUAUCUGAGCUUGUUCCUUCCAAAGGCUCUUCAGCGUCAUCAUCUUGUUUUUGGGGGAAGUUCAGCGUCCACAGUGACAUUUUCUUCCUCUCCUGCACAUCCUGCGCCUAAGCCUGCAGGCCGCCGACCUGCAAGCUCAACCCAGACCAACCUCACCUCUUGAGUUAUCUCUUAUUUUAUGUUUUACUGACAAGCUCGUAUUCUAUCAGUAUUUGUUUUUAUUUAACCCUGUCAAAGUGCUCCUUUAAGAGUCAGCCAUACUGUAUGUUCAGAGUCCAGUUCAUGCCCCAGUCCACUCCAUGAUGAAGUGAAACCUGUCUGCAUGAGCUGAACUGAACGUGAAUUAAAGCGGGCCCUGCAGCGGAGGAGCACACUGACCCCUCUGAGAUCCGGUCUUAACUCAAAUGGUUUCAUGGCUCAUGGAAACCCUGCAUUUUUUUUUCAGUUGUACAGCUAAAUGGUUUUUAAGUGUCGCUAACUUCCCUCCUUUAUAUCUUUCAUUUCCAUUUUUUAACAUAAGUUGUUUUGUUAAUUCAGUGAUUUGGUCGUUUGAAUUUCAGAAAAGAACAAUAAACAUUUUACACUCUU